This is a messenger RNA of Linepithema humile (Argentine ant), 4648 nucleotides long. RefSeq names its product Phospholipase D (gene Pld). Gene Ontology annotation, biological process: phospholipid catabolic process; regulation of vesicle-mediated transport; intracellular signal transduction. Gene Ontology annotation, cellular component: intracellular membrane-bounded organelle. Gene Ontology annotation, molecular function: phosphatidylinositol binding; D-type glycerophospholipase activity. The record is from RefSeq and is a predicted model, not a curated record. NCBI's taxonomy places the organism in Eukaryota, Metazoa, Arthropoda, Insecta, Hymenoptera, Formicidae.
AAUCAGUAUGAAUAGUUAGUCAUACAGUCAUCACGAUGAAUAACCGUGUGUCGUGACAGAUCAUCGUAUGAGCGUAUCUUUAACGUGAUCUGCGUAACAGCUUGUAGUGAUCAUCAUGAUCGCCACUUGAAACGUGUGAAAAUACUCAAACGAUAAUAUAUUUAUUAUUAUAAGAUGCAUUAUUGCGUGAGUGAUUGAAAAAAAUACACAUCUGAUCAAUAGCAUGCACGACAAAACAUUUUUAGGCUAGAAUUGUGUCCUGUAUAAAUUGUGAGAAAAUUUGCUAAAAUGUCUAUUGAAUUGACUGAAGUAGCAUCCUGUAGGAUGGACCGUACGGCAUCCCAAGAUUCUGAAUAUGAUGAUGCUUUAGAAGUACCUGAUUCAUUAGAAAUAACAAUUAAUGAGAAUGGAGAGACAAUACGAGUUUCUAAAGAAGAAGCAGGACAUACAUGUAAUAAAGAAAUUCCUGGUACAGUACCUUUCACUGUUAUACACAAUCCACCAACAAAAUUAAAAAGUCAGAAUCACUGUGUAUUUAUUCCUGGUGAAGAAGUGCACGUAAGAAUUAUAGAUAAUGAACGUAGUGUUACCACACAUCCUUUGAAUCCAAAUCUAUAUACCAUAGAAUUUAGACAUGGAUCUUUUGUUUGGACUAUUAAAAAACGAUAUAAACAUAUUCAAUACUUGCAUAAUCAAUUGAAAAUAUAUCGUGCUAGUUUGAACAUACCUUUUCCUACGAAAAGCCAUAGAGAGAGGAGGAACAGUCUGAAAAAUCAUGGGACUUUGAAUGAGAAAAAGAAGAGACGUAGUGCUUUACCAAGAUUUCCUAAUAAACCUGAUAUUCUAGUGCCUUAUGAACAGUUGAAUCAGAGGAGAAAAGAACUAGAAGAUUAUUUAAGCAAUUUACUCAACAUAGAAAUCUACAGACAACAUCCUGAAACUAUUGAUUUUUUGGAUAUUUCACACUUGUCCUUCGUGGCUGAUUUAGGAAUGAAAGGAAAGGAAGGUACAAUUUUAAAGCGGACUGGAUCAGGCGCUAAAACCAGAUGCAACUUCUGUGGUUUGUUUGAAUGCGGAUUUUGUUUUAAAUGCAACUAUCUCUGUGCCUCUCUUUGUGGAAAAUGGAACAAGAGACAUCUCAUCGUUAAGGAUACCUUUGUCGCAUAUCUUACUCCUCAGAAUGGCAGAAUAAAAUCUGUUAUUUUGAUGGACAAUGGUUUUGGAGUCAGUUUUGGAAUGUAUACUACAGGUUCGCGAACUGGCAUGCAGAUUUCGAACUUGAGCAGGCACAUAGUUAUCAAAUGCUGGACAAAACGAAAAGUUAAGGAAUGGAUGGAAUUUAUACAAGAAGUUAGUAACAGAGAAGGCAAAGAAUUUAUACAAACAAAUCCACAUAACUCAUUUGCUCCGUAUCGUUCAUCCAUAUCUGCAACUUGGUUUGUGGAUGGAGCUGAUUAUAUGUCAGCUGUGGCUGAUGCAUUGGAAAAUGCCAAAGAAGAAAUUUUUAUUGCAGACUGGUGGCUUUCACCAGAAAUUCAUAUGAAAAGACCAAUGUUUAAUGGAGAUUAUUGGCGACUGGAUAAAAUUUUACAAAGAAAAGCAUUUGAAGGUGUCAAGAUAUUUAUACUGAUAUAUAAAGAAAUUGAAGUCGCUUUGGGGAUAAAUAGUUAUUACAGCAAACAAAAACUCGUGGAACAAUGUCCUGAGAAUAUAAAGGUAUUAAGACAUCCAGAUCAUGCAAGGGCAGGCAUUUUUCUUUGGGCUCAUCAUGAAAAAAUCGUAGUUGUUGAUCAAUCUUUGGCAUUUCUCGGUGGAAUUGAUUUAUGUUACGGUAGAUGGGAUACCACUGAACAUAAAUUGAUAGAUUUAGAAUCCAUUCAUCAGUCGAGUAUUUACAUUUCCUCAAAAGAUAAACAGAUUAACACCAGUAGUAAAAAAGUAUUAGCUUGCACCACUGAGAGACAUGUGCUAUUGCCAUUGGCAAUUGCAACAAAUACUAUCGCAAUGGCAACCACAAGAUCUAUGCCUCUGCUACCUAUGAUGAACAGCAAAGAACAAAAAGCUCUAGUACCAACAGACGACUCGCUCUUCAUGCUGCAAGAAAAAAAAGAUGUAAAGUGCAAUACUCCUGAGCUGCAAAAGAAGAAUCUAUUCGACGUUGCGAAAACAACUGUUGACAAAAUGAAGAACACGGCGAAAAUAAAGAGACAGGAAUUAAUUAAUAUGGUGUACAGUUCUCACGAGGCGAGUGGCGAUGAAGAUGCGGAGAACAAUCAAGUGGAAUUUGAAGAUGCAGUGGAUUAUGCUUGCACCUUAAAACCUGCGACAAAGUUGUGGUUGGGCAAAGAUUACACAAAUUUUAUCGUUAAAGAUUUUAACGAUCUUCAGAAGCCGUAUCAGGAUCUCGUGGACAGAACAACAACGCCUAGAAUGCCAUGGCACGAUAUUGGAAUGUUAGUGCAAAACGCUGCGGCUAGAGAUGUAGCUAGGCACUUUAUACAGCGUUGGAAUGCCGCCAAGCUAGAAAAAGCAAAUCCGAAUCCAUGUUACCCUUAUUUAUUGCCAAAAUCGUACAAAGACUGUAAGAGCUACGCUCCGUUUAUCAAAGAUGCAAAUAAACAUAAUGUCACGUGUCAAGUACUGCGAUCGGUGAGUUCUUGGUCGGCCGGUUUUCUCGACUCAGACACGGUAGAGCGGAGUAUACAAGAAGCUUACAUCCAAGCCAUUAGUAAAGCAGAAAGAUACAUAUAUAUAGAAAAUCAAUUUUUCAUAACACUCGCCUCCAUGGAGACGGGUGGCGUAAAGAAUCGCAUCGGUGAGACACUAUUAAAAAGAAUCUUGAGAGCACACAGGGAAGGUGCGGUGUUCAGAGUAUUUGUUGUAAUGCCUUUAUUGCCGGGCUUCGAAGGAGAAGUUGGGGGACCAAGCGGAACGGCAUUACGAGCGAUAACGCAUUGGAAUUAUGCUUCUAUAUCGAGGGGAAAGGACUCUAUUCUACAUCAACUGAGAGAGGCAGGUAUAGAAGAUCCUAGCGAAUAUAUUACAUUCCAUGGCUUAAGGACCCAUUCUAUGCUAAACGGCACACUGGUGACGGAACUUAUCUAUGUUCACAGUAAACUGAUAAUAAUAGAUGAUAACACAGUGAUCUGUGGAUCAGCUAAUAUAAAUGACAGAAGUAUGGUUGCUACACGGGACAGCGAAAUAGCCGUAAUAAUUCAUGAUCAAGAAUUUGUGGAUGGACGUAUGAACGAUAUACCGUUCCCUUGCGGAAAAUUUGCUUCGUCUCUAAGGAAACAAUUAUUCCGCGAACAUCUGGGACUGUUGAAUACUAAGGAGAACAUCAACAUCGACGAUGUCAUUAUCAAGUCCUUCUACAAAGAUAUAUGGUGCGCUAGAAGUAAACGAAACACAGAAUUACACGAAGAAGUAUUUCAAUGUAUUCCCACCGAUAAAGUAGUCAAUUUUGCUAUGUUGAAGCAAUAUCAAGACAAAAUACCUCUUUCUUUAUCUGAUUCAUUACUAGCGCAAGAAAUGGUAGAAGAUAUUAAGGGUCACUUGGUCGACUUGCCAUUAAAUUUCUUAUGCAAUGAAGAUUUAAAACCUGCUACUGGCACAGUAGAAGGAAUAAUGCCAACCGCGUUGUGGACGUAAGUCGUGCUGUCGUAAAUGAAUGUUUUUGUAAAUUUUUUCCAAUUGAGUACAUGUACAUUCUCGUACACAGAAAUUAAUAAUAGAAAAUUUUUAUAUAUUUUACGACUUUAAGAAUACAUGGUGCAAUAUUUUGCCGUUUUUUAACAUAAUUUUUAAUUAGUAAUAUAAAAAGAUUAGUAAACAAAAAAGGCAAAGAAAAAUUUUAAUCACUUUAAUAUAUAAUAUAUAGAUAUAUUCAAAUUUCUAUUUUUAAUUUAUUAACUCAAGUGACAAUAACUGGUCGGAUUUUCACCGGCAAGCGAAUUGUAUAUAAUUUAAGAACAUAGAGUACUUAUAUCAGGUACAACCAUUUUCAAUACCUCAAAUAUUUUUCCAUACAUACAGAGUAUUGGUGCAAAUUUUGAGAUAAUUAUAAAAAUUAAUUUUUAUCACUGCGAGUGUUAACUGCCGAAAGUUUUAAAACGUAUCAAAAACUUUGAGAAUUCUUUAAGAAGCAAUCCGCAACAGAGAUUGCAGAUUUUUUAAUUUUAUUGAUUGUGCAAUUAUAAAAGUUAAAAGUUUAAAAAAUUCUAAAAAAGAAAAUUUUUUUUAGAAAAAAUCGUAGUUAUCCAAUGCUUAAGAAUUAUGGUAAUUUACUUUGUUCAAAUAUAGUAGGCAUUAUUACUUAACAAUGAUUGUAUUAUCAAAAUUUACCAAGUUACUUAAUAUUAUUUUAUUUGAACGUAUAAAAUGUUGUCUUUUAAACAUUUUAUUAGUGUUAUAUUAAUCAAUUAUUUGAGAUUUUCAUUGAAAGCAUCACUAAUAAGCAUUGCAAUAAAUACAAAUUAAAGUACAAAAAUAUUUUAAUAUAUACUAAAAAAUCUUCAUAUUUCUCACUAUCUCUAAUGUGAAAUGAUUGAUGUGUCCGUAUAAAAUUAGUGCACUUAUUAAUAAAAGAAAGGUUUUUUAGAAAAAAGAGAAAUAGUGCACAAUAAAAUUGCACAUGUUCGAAAUAUGC